GUUCCAGGUGGUGGAAAUGGAGCGGGACAGGGACACUAAGGCAGGUGCAGUGUGGGCGGGGCUGGGUCCUGGGCUUUAUCUUUGGGCGUUUGCGGAACUGGGGCAGGGGCUGCCAAGUCCACAGCCCAAGUCCCUGCCCAGAGCAGCUGCCUCUGGCAAAUUGCUCAGCUGCCAGAGAAGUGACUGGAAUAGAGGUUGUAGCUUAGGCACCGCUGCUCCCUCCAGUCCCUCCGUGCAGCUGAUGAUGGCCCUGUGGCGCCUGCUCCAUCUCACCUUCCUGGGGUUCAGCAUUACCUGUCCGUUGGUCCACGGGCAGGGCUUCCAAGGGACAGCAGCCAUCUGGCCAUCCCUCUUCAACGUCAACUUGUCCAAGAAGGUUCAGGAAAGCAUCCAGAUCCCGAACAAUGGGAGUGCGCCCCUGCUCGUGGAUGUGCAGGUGUUUGUAUCCAACGUGUUUAAUGUGGACAUCCUGCGAUACACAGUGUCCUCCAUGCUGCUGCUUAGGCUGUCCUGGCUGGACACUCGCCUGGCCUGGAACACUAGCGCACACCCGCGGCACGCCAUCACGCUGCCCUGGGAGUCUCUCUGGACACCAAGGCUCACCAUCCUGGAGGCGCUCUGGGUGGACUGGAGGGACCAGAGCCCACAGGCCAGGGUAGACCAGGACGGCCACGUGAAGCUCAACCUGGCCCUCACCACGGAGACCAACUGCAAUUUUGAGCUCCUCCACUUCCCCAGGGACCACAGCAACUGCAGCCUCAGCUUCUACGCUCUCAGCAACACGGCCACGGAGUUAGAGUUCCAGGCCCACGUGGUGAACGAGAUUGUGAGUGUCAAGAGGGAAUACGUAGUUUAUGAUCUGAAGACCCAAGUCCCACCCCAGCAGCUGGUGCCCUGCUUCCAGGUGACGCUGAGCCUGAAGAACACGGCACUCAAGUCCAUCAUCGCUCUCUUGGUGCCUGCAGAGGCGCUGCUGUUGGCUGACUUGUGUGGGGGGCUGCUGCCCCUCCGGGCCAUUGAGCGUAUAGGUUACAAGGUGACAUUGCUGCUGGGUUACCUCGUCUUCCACUCCUCCCUGGUGCAGGCCCUGCCCAGCUCCUCCUCCUGCAACCCACUGCUCAUUUACUACUUCACCAUCCUGCUGCUGCUGCUCUUCCUCAGCACCAUAGAGACUGUGCUGCUGGCUGGGCUGCUGGCCCGGGGCAGCCUUGAGGCCAAGAGCGGCCCCAGCCCAGCCCCGGGAGGGGAACAGCGAGAGCAUGGCAACCCAGGGCCUCAUCCUGCUGAAGAGCCCCCCAGAGGAGUAAAGGGGUCACAGAGAAGCUGGCCUGAGACUGCUGACCGCAUCUUCUUCCUCGUGUAUGUGGUUGGGGUGCUGUGCAGCCAAUUCGUUUUCGCCGGAAUCUGGAUGUGGGCAGCGUGCAAGUCUGACCCAGCCCCUGGAGAGGCUGCACCCCAUGGCAGGCGGCCUAGACUGUAACGGGGCAGGGCCUGGGCUGCACACCUUAGGAUGAGGUUUGCCUUCCCAUGGCUGGGGGAGGGCCAUGACAGGGUCUCUGGAUUAAGCCACCCUGAGCUCUCCCUCUGCUAAUACAAGCACAGAGUGUGAAAUAAACCCAUCUCCAGUGCAA
Molecule: messenger RNA, 1631 nt
Organism: Symphalangus syndactylus (siamang)
Lineage: Eukaryota; Metazoa; Chordata; Mammalia; Primates; Hylobatidae
Gene: ZACN
Product: zinc activated ion channel
Biological process (GO): monoatomic ion transmembrane transport
Cellular component (GO): membrane
Molecular function (GO): extracellular ligand-gated monoatomic ion channel activity; transmembrane signaling receptor activity
Source: RefSeq, a predicted model, not a curated record